Messenger RNA from Aspergillus steynii IBT 23096, 1883 nucleotides. Its product is annotated as amidase. The coding region runs from base 124 to 1779 and encodes 551 amino acids. Lineage: Eukaryota; Fungi; Ascomycota; Eurotiomycetes; Eurotiales; Aspergillaceae. The transcript is spliced from 3 exons. The record is from RefSeq and is a predicted model, not a curated record.
GGGGAAAAUGUCAAACUGCCACGUGGACGGGCUCGACGAAAUAUUUAAGCGGAGUCUGUCCAUGCCGAAUGCUGGAAUUGUCCACCCCAAUAUCCCAACACGAAGAGCAUUCUCCAUUCUAUCAUGUCCACCUUGGGUGAACGCACAAAGCUGGCGCUCGAAGUCUUGAGGCAGACUCUUGAGCCGACUGCAAUCCUAGAUGAGGCGACGCUCGAAUCACUACCGCAAAACACGAUUGGAGUUCCACGCUCAUGCGGACUUCUGUCGGACCUGGAGCUCGAAUUGACCGAGCAGUAUGAUGCUACAAGCCUGGUCAAAAUGUUAGCAGACGGAUCCGUGAGCUCGGAAACGCUUCUUAUGGCUUUUCGAAAGCGAGCUACUAUCGCACACCAGUGUACAAACUGUCUAACAGAACUUGUUCCGCAAGCGCUUGACGAUGCCAGGAAGUGUGAUCAAUUCCUCGCACGCACGGGAAAAACUAUCGGACCGCUUCAUGGCUUGCCGGUCUCGGUCAAGGAGCAGAUCUCGAUUGCUGGGCGCCGCACUAAUAUGGGGUUUGUCUCGCUAGUCAAUAAUGUCAGCACCGAGGAUGCCUACAUAAUCAAGUCUCUCAAAAAGCUCGGUGCUGUCGUCUUUGCGCGCACUAAUCAGCCUCAAUCUUUAAUGCAUCUGGAGACAUCGAAUAAUAUAUACGGUGCUACGGUGAACCCGAGAAACCGGGGUAUGACGGCUGGGGGUAGCACUGGAGGCGAGGGCGCGUUAAUGGCGAUGCAUGGAACUGUACUGGGCAUUGGUGGUGAUAUCGGAGGCUCGAUACGUGUUCCUGCCGCUUUGAAUGGAGUCUACGGGUUUUAUCCUACCGUUGGUCGAAUCAGUGGCGAAGGGGUAUUGGUCCCAACUCCAGGUUGUGACUCUAUUUCCGGGACACUGGGGCCUUUUGCAAGAUCUUUGAGAGACAUCGAGCUUUUCUGCAACGUGUACUGCUCGGCGAAACCUUGGAUAGACGACGCUUCUCUGAUUCCGGGAGAAAUCCUCUCGCCUGCCUUGGGACAGCCUUUAGCUCCCGGAAGGCCCCUUCGUGUUGGAAUAUUAGCUGACGAUGGUGUUGUGUCGCCCUUUCCACCGGUCCGCUAUAUUAUCGACCAAGUUAAGGAUCGCCUUAAGAAUAGCCCUUUCGUCGAACUGGUGCCAUUCGAACCGCUCGAUCACGAUGCGGCAUGGCAAAUUAUCUCCGCAAAUUAUUUCGAGGACGCCGGUGCAGAUAUCAAAGCAUUCUGCAAAGCUGGCAAUGAGCCUUUGCUUCCUCUAACGGAGUGGAUCAUCAACCAGUGCCAGGAGAACAUGUCCAUCGUCGCGCCAACAAUGCAGGGACGCAAAGCUGCCCGCGAUGCUUUUAGACAGAGAUACAACACGCACUGGAACCAAGCGGGAAUGGAUGUUCUUCUUGCCCCUGUCACGCCUAGCACUGCACCACCUCUCGGCGCAAUUCCAUAUUGGGGGUACACCGCAAUAUGGAAUCUACUUCAGUAUCCAGUCAUCGCUUUACCAGCAGCGAGCUUGGUUGAAAAUCGGGAUCAGGUUGAUUUAUCGCAUGAGGUCUAUUCACCAAGGUCAGAAAGAGAGGAACAAAUGCUGCGAGACUAUUCCCCUGCGGCUGCACAGGGUAUGCCUGUUGGUCUGCAAGUUGUAGCCAAGCGCAUGCAUGAAGCGGUUUUGUUUCAGGCUGUUUCUACUAUAGAGCGUGCGCUUUGCAUGGAGAAACCUCUCAGCCAUCUGUGAAAUAGCAUAUCGAGCAACCAUCUGGUAGUGGGUUGGGUGCUAUUCUAUUGUGCGAGCGUGUUGCGAACAGAACUACACUCCCCCGGGAAUAUGGUCUAUUGUCG